AUGGAGGCACUGAGAGAAUCCUUUCUUCAUUUGACUUUUCAGAUGUCAACCUAUAAGAGAGCCACGCUGGAUGAGGAGGAUCUGGUGGAUUCGACCAGCGAUGAUGUUUACACAUCUUCGCCUAUGCGGGUGACCUUUUUGCCCGGCCGGAGCACCAUGUGUUGGUCAGACAAGACACCAAGAGAGAAGAGGCUGCUGUUGUUGAUGUGUCUCCUGUCAGUCGCCCUGUUGAUAUCCCUCAUCUCCACUAAAGUCUUUUAUGAUCAAGCUCACCCAGGACUGUGCGUUUCAGAGCCAUGCAUUACUGUCAGCAGCUCUGUCCUGGGAGCCCUGGACAGAUCUGUGGACCCCUGCCAUGACUUCUACAACUUUGCUUGUGGCGGCUGGAUGAAGAACAACCCUCUCCCUGAGGGGAAGUCCCGCUGGGGCCCGUUCAACAACCUGUGGGAGCACAACAUGUUUGUGAUGAAGCGUUUAUUAGAAAACACAACAAUGAAAGGAUUGAGUAAGGCUGAGGAAAAAGCCCAGCAAUACUAUCAAGCCUGCAUGAAUGAGACAAAGAUAGAAGAAUUAGGAGCUAAGCCUCUGCAGCGGCUAAUCAGCAAGAUAGGAGGGUGGGCUCUGACUGAACCCUGGGACAAGGACAAUUUCCAAGAAGUUCUCCGAACUGUCUCUGCUAGCUUAAGGACCUCCCCUUUCUUCACUGUGUUUGUUAGCACAGACUCCAAAAACUCCAACAGCAAUGUCAUCCAGGUGGAUCAGUCCAGCCUGGGCCUGCCUUCAAGGGAAUACUACCUCAACAAAACAGCCAAUGAAAAGUAUCUCACAGCAUACCUCAACUUCCUCGUGGAGUUAGGGGUUCUCCUGGGCGGCUCAGAGGAGACGUCUCGGACGGUCAUGACAGAAAUCGUUGACUUGGAAACCGCCCUGGCCAACAUCACAGUGCCUCAGGAGGAGAGGAGAGACGAGGAGCUCAUUUACCACAAAGUGCAGGCCAAGGACCUGCAAGGUCUGGCUCCUGCGGUCGACUGGAUGCCUUAUCUGAAAGAAGUGUUCACGCCUGUGACACUCAGCGAAUCAGAGCCCGUUGUUGUUUAUGCCAAAGAGUACCUCCAGAAGGUUUCUGAGCUCAUAACAAACACAAAUAAAAGCCUACUCAACAAUUACAUGAUAAUGAAGGUGGUGAGAAAGAUGGUUUCCGUUUUGGACCAAAGGUUCCAGGACGCAGAGCAGCGCUUCCUUGAGGUCAUGUAUGGGACGAAAAAGAGCUGCACUCCUCGCUGGAAGCUGUGUGUCAGCGACACAGACAGUGCCUUGGGCUUUGCUCUUGGUGCCCUGUUUGUCAAGGACACCUUCGCAGAGGACAGCAAAGCUAAUGUCGAAGAAAUGGUUGCAGAAAUCAAAUGGGCGUUUGAGGAUAGCUUAAAGGAUGUGAGCUGGAUGGAUUUAGACACCAAAAAAGCUGCAAAAGAAAAAGCAGAUGCUAUUUACAACAUGGUUGGAUAUCCGGAAUUUAUCAUGAACGCCACAAAGCUGGACAAAGUGUUCAGUGAUUUUGUGGUGGUGUCAGAUCUUUACUUCCAGAAUGUCAUGCAGUACUACAACUUCUCAGCCAGGGUGACUGCAGACCAGCUGAGGAAGGCUCCCAACAGAAACCAGUGGAGCAUGACCCCUCCGACCGUAAACGCAUAUUACAAUCCAACAAAGAACGAGAUGGUUCUACCAGCAGGGAUCCUGCAGGCUCCGUUCUAUAGUCGCUCGUGGCCAAAGGCUCUGAACUUUGGAGGAAUUGGAGUUGUCAUGGGUCAUGAACUGACUCAUGCAUUCGAUGACCAAGGGAGGGAAUACGACAAAGAUGGAAACUUGCGCUCCUGGUGGAAGAAUUCGUCUGUGGAGGCCUUCAAGAGGCAGACCCAGUGCAUAGUGGAGCAAUACGGCAAUUAUAGCAUCAACAAAGAGCUUUUGAAUGGAAGACACACGCUGGGGGAGAACAUCGCUGACAACGGGGGAUUAAAAGCUGCGUAUAAGGCCUAUGUGAACUGGAUCAAAAACAAUGGUGAGGAAGCAACGCUGCCGGCUCUGGGAAUGACGAACCAUCAGCUGUUUUUUGUAGGAUUUGCACAGGUUUGGUGUGCCGUCAGGACGCCGGAGAGUUCACACGAGGGCCUUAUCACUGACCCCCACAGCCCGUCAAGAUUUAGAGUCAUCGGCACCAUCUCCAACUCACGGGAGUUCUCAAAGCACUUUGGCUGCAAAGCAGACGCUCCAAUGAACCCGAAACAUAAGUGUGAGCUUUGGUGACACCUCGCCGCCUAGCACUGUCUUUCAACGAAUGGCGAAGUGGACCCUGAGAGAAAAUACCACGACGCUGACAACGUCUCUUGGGACGGAAAUCCAAGAACCACUGAAACCCUUAAUGCCGUCCCUCUUAAUGCGUGUCAGGAUCCUUAUCUGGACAACAUGUGCCUGCUUCAUGUGGAGGACAGCAGACUUUGCCGCUUCGCCACAAGGACCGUUAUUUUAGAAAAUAGCCUUCCUCAGCUUAAAUGUAGCUAGAAAUGUGUUUUCUACACCAGAAACCCAUUACAUAGUUACAAAACUGUUCAGACUUGUUCGGAUUAUGCAAACUCCUUGUUUAUCAAGUGACAAUGAAGCAAAGUAACGCUUCUGUCUUUUUUUUUUUUUUUUUUUUUUUUUUUUGUAUGUUAUCCUAAACGGCUUGAACCUGCUCUGGUUUAUUUAUAAUUGUAUAUAUUUUUUAAAACCAAAACCUGCAAGAUUUAUAACAAUCUGAUUUUUUUUUUUAAGUUUUAUGACUGUUUGUUUUUAUUCUACAGCUUUUUCAUUGAGCCGUUGCAAUAUUUUAAAAAAAUAAUAAUAAUGUUAUAAAAAAAAAAGGGGGUCAUUUAGAACCUAAGCGAUUUCUAAGGCACAUUGUAACAUAAUUUGUUUCAUUUGUAAAACUUUGUCACAAAUUAUUUUGUAUAGUAAAAUCCAUUUGAAAACAUA
Messenger RNA from Fundulus heteroclitus (mummichog), 3009 nucleotides. RefSeq names its product endothelin converting enzyme 1 (gene ece1). Bases 1 to 2301 code for a protein of 766 amino acids. The record is from RefSeq and is a predicted model, not a curated record. Gene Ontology annotation, biological process: peptide hormone processing. The transcript is spliced from 18 exons. NCBI's taxonomy places the organism in Eukaryota, Metazoa, Chordata, Actinopteri, Cyprinodontiformes, Fundulidae. Gene Ontology annotation, molecular function: metalloendopeptidase activity. Gene Ontology annotation, cellular component: plasma membrane.